GUGUGAUCAUGAAGGAUGUGGAAGACACUUUGAGUCCCCCAGCAGGUUGAAACGACAUGAGAAGGUCCAUGAGGGCUAUAAGUGUCAAAAGGAAUGUUCCUUUGUGGCAAAAACAUGGACGGAGCUCCUGAAACACGUAAGAGUAGCACACCAAGAGGAAAUCAGGUGUGAAGUAUGCCGGAAAACGUUCAAACGCAAAGAUUAUCUUAAGCAACACAUGAAAACGCAUGCCCCAGAACGGGAUGUGUGUCGCUGUCCGAGAGAGGGCUGUGGAAGGACCUACACGACUGUGUUCAACCUGCAGAACCACAUCCUGUCCUUCCACGAGGAGCAGCGCCCAUUUCUGUGUGAACACGCGGGGUGUGGCAAAGCGUUUGCAAUGAAAGUACUAUACCACCAGAGCUCCUUAAUUCUGAAUUCCAACUGUCUGCUCUUUUCCUUGUUUCCAAAGGUAAAACCAUCGCGUGCGAGACGGAGUCUGGCCUCGCACCUCAGCGGCUACAUCCCUCCCAAGCAGCAGCGGGGACAAGGCUUAUCUUUGCCUGAAGAUGGCGCGCCGCCGACCUGUGCACAAAGAAAGGUGCUGUCGACAGUUGCAGUCCUCACCCUGAGCUGA
Orycteropus afer afer is the source of this 616-nucleotide messenger RNA. It is a transcript of the gene GTF3A, whose product is annotated as general transcription factor IIIA. Lineage: Eukaryota; Metazoa; Chordata; Mammalia; Tubulidentata; Orycteropodidae. The transcript is spliced from 4 exons. Gene Ontology annotation, cellular component: nucleus. The record is from RefSeq and is a predicted model, not a curated record. The annotation marks the transcript as partial.